GGAGAGGGAGAGGGAGAGGGAGAGAGAGAGAGAGAGAGAGAGAUGUUGACAGACCGUUGACUUCAACCCACCGCUCCGUUGGAACAAAACCGUGUCGGCGCGGUGGUUGAGCUCGACACGGGGACCCCGGAGCAGAGGACAGAGAGCAGGAGACAUGGGCUCCGCGUCGUCCUCCUACCGGGUCAUCUACCUGGACGUGGACGGCAGGAUCCAGAAGGUGGUGUUCAGUAGAUUCUGCAGCCCAUGUGACAUCAAGGAAUUGUUCUGUACUGCUCUAGGUCUCCCAAGGAACAUCACCCUUUCUCUGCUGGAUACCUCAGGAGCCAUGGUCUCCAUCGACCCUACAAUGCCCCACAACACAGAGAGGUCACCAUAUCGUGUGGUGCCUCUAACUGGAGGGCAGCUUGCCGAUAAAGAAGAACUCUUCCAGAAUGUUCUAACGCAGGUAGCAGAGCAGUUCUCCAGGGCAUUCAAGAUCAACGAGCUGAAGACAGAGGUGACCAACCGUCUGGCCAUGUUGGAGAAGAGAGUAGAGCUCGAGGGGAUGAAGGUGGUGGAGAUAGAGAAAUGUCGCAGCGAUAUCAAGAAACUCCGUGAGGAGAUGGCUUCCAGGAACAACAGCAGUUACCUGGAGGACAGCAAGAAGAUGACGCCGCGCAGGGACGUGCCCUCCUACCCCAAGUACAUGCUGUCACCACAGACCAUAGACGCCCUCAGAAAGCCUGGCUUCGAUGUCUGGCUGUGGGAAGCCAAUGAGUACCAUCUGUCUAAGGAGACAGUGGAAGCGCUCAGACAGCCUACAUUUGAUGCUUGGCAGUGGGAACCCAAUGAGAUGCUGAGCUGUCUAGAGCACAUGUACCACGACUUAGGGCUGGUGAAGGACUUCACCAUCAACCCCAUCACACUCAAGCGAUGGCUAUUAUGUAUCCAUGACAACUACAGGAAUAACCCCUUCCACAACUUCCGCCAUUGUUUCUGUGUGACGCAGAUGAUGUACAGCAUGAUCUGCCAGUGCAGCCUCCAGGAGAAGUUCACUCAAGUGGACAUCUUGAUUCUAAUGACCGCAGCUGUGUGUCACGACCUGGAUCAUCCUGGAUACAACAACACGUACCAGGUCAAUGCUCGGACAGACCUAGCGGUGCGCUACAACGACAUCUCUCCCCUGGAGAACCAUCACUGUGCCAUAGCCUUCCAGAUCUUCUCCCAGCCCGACUGCAACAUCUUUGCCAGCUUCGACCCUGAGGCCUUCAAACAGAUCCGCCAGAGCACCAUCACGCUGAUCCUGGCCACGGACAUGGCGCGACACGGCGAGAUCCUGGACUCCUUCAAGCAGAAGGUGGACGUCUUUGACUACAGCGAUGAGGAGCAUGUGACCUGUCUGAAGAUGGUCCUGAUCAAGUGCUGUGACAUCUCCAACGAGGUGCGGCCCAUGGAGGUGGCUGAGCCCUGGGUGGACUGCCUGCUGGAGGAGUACUUCAUGCAGAGCGACCGGGAGAAGACAGAGGGUCUGCCUGUGGCUCCGUUCAUGGACAGAGAGAAGGUCACCAAGCCCACUGCUCAGAUCGGCUUCAUCAAGUUCGUCCUGAUCCCCAUGUUUGAGACCGUCAUGAAGCUGUUUCCUCAGAUUGAGGACGUAAUGGUCCAGCCCCUGAGAGAGUCCAGAGACCGCUAUGAGGAACUCAAGCAGAUCGACGAUGCCAUGAACGAGGUGAAGAAGAAGAAAAGUGAAAACUUGACAAUAGGGAAGAAGAAGUAGGAGGUUUGAAUGUAUGUUUGUUUUCAGCACCAGUGAAAGUAGAGCAGGAGAGCAGAGUGCCAGAGCAGAGUUCUCAGUUUGGUUCCGGGCCCCCCGAGCCGAAACCUUCCCCACCACCCCGCCCCAGGCCCGGAGACAGGACCAAUAGGAUGUGUGCGGAGCGAUGUUCUAGUAGAGCGCGUUGCGCCAGGUACGAGCAGUCCAUCACAGAUCAACCUGAAGGAUUGGAUUUGACGUAGUGGUUUCCAGGCCUAAUAUUUAAAACCAACCACUGGGUGGAGGCGUGCACGCUUGCUCAGGGACCGACGGACAAAUCUAAAGCAUUAUUUUCAGGGAGUGUCUACAUUUGUACAGCACCGACUACUGCAGUGAACAUUAUUUAGAUAUUUCUCUAUCAGCCUUGUUUUUAUUUUAAAUGUGUUGUUUUUUACAGAUUGUACAGAUUUCUAGUCACCUUUGUUCUUUCCUACAAACAAAUAAAGGUUGAAUUAUUA
This is a messenger RNA of Gadus morhua (Atlantic cod), 2250 nucleotides long. It is a transcript of the gene pde9aa, whose product is annotated as phosphodiesterase 9aa. Gene Ontology annotation, biological process: signal transduction. The coding region runs from base 155 to 1756 and encodes 533 amino acids. The record is from RefSeq and is a predicted model, not a curated record. Gene Ontology annotation, molecular function: 3',5'-cyclic-nucleotide phosphodiesterase activity. The transcript is spliced from 20 exons. NCBI's taxonomy places the organism in Eukaryota, Metazoa, Chordata, Actinopteri, Gadiformes, Gadidae.